This is a messenger RNA of Penicillium soppii, 4287 nucleotides long. RefSeq lists its product as uncharacterized. Bases 1 to 4287 code for a protein of 1428 amino acids. The record is from RefSeq and is a predicted model, not a curated record. The transcript is spliced from 3 exons. Lineage: Eukaryota; Fungi; Ascomycota; Eurotiomycetes; Eurotiales; Aspergillaceae. Gene Ontology annotation, molecular function: protein binding.
AUGGCUGCUGUUCAAGCCGAAGAUGACUACAAUCUGCAGGAUGCAUGGGACAGAGUUUGCAUGACAUUUGCGCAAACAACGAAAGUCGAUCUCACUACAGCGCCAAAAUACUCCGUCGACGAAGUCCUGGAGCAAAUCCGGGCGAAACAAGAUGAAGAUGACGAAAAAAACAACAAGUACAAGACAGCGAAAGAUGUGAUUGGGAAGACCUUAAACUUUGUAAUGGUCUUGGGUGGGAUCGCCGCCCAGGGUGCGAGCAUGGCAAGCAUCCAUGUUUUUGCGCCUGCCGGGCUUUGUUUCAAUGCGAUUUCAUAUCUCAUUAGUACUGGUGCUAAAUACAAGCGUAUUUUCAGCAGCUUGACAGAGUUAUUCCGACGGGUGUCUGAUGUGCUAGAGCGCUGCAAAAUCUAUCUGCGUUUGCCUGCUAAUGCCAUCGACGUAUCUCUGCGCAGAAUUAUCAAUGAUGAACUUGUCUGUUUUGUUGACAUCUGUGCAUUGUCAAUCAAGGUGCUUAAAGGCCACAAGGUCUUUACCGCGCUCAAAGUCUUUGCGUUCGAUAGCGAUGAAGGCGUCAGUGGCCAAUUAGCCCGGCUGGCUGAGUUGGUGGAACGUGAGUCCCAAAUGCGAGCAACUCUCGGGUUUGAGUCACAAAAGACGACUGAAAAGGGCGUCAUCGAAAACAGGGAGGGUACCCGGAAGAUCAAUGCCACGGUGGAUAAACUGCUCAAUUUCGAAAAGAAGAAAGAUGCAGAUAAUGUUACAAAGAGGCUAUUGGACGGCAUUGAUUCAAACCUCGACACCGCUAGCGAGGUUUUCAAGACAGUGCAAACCAAUUACAGGCGUCUCUUGAAUGACCAAGUUCAGGGAAGCGGCAAAUGGCUCCGAAGUAACCCCAUGUUCACACAGUGGCUAUCCCCUGAACACUCUUCGUUGUCGGUCUUGGGAAUCUCCGGAGGUGAAGGGUAUGGAAAAUCGUUCCUUUUCGCGAGCAUGAUCCAACACUUGCAAGAGCGUCACUCUCAACCAGUAGAUGAUGACAUGACCUGCAUAUCUACUGCCUACUACAUCUUCGACCAAGAGAAGAAGAUGUCGUUGAUCCAAGCCUUGAAAGUUCUCGCGUGGCAGGUCGCCAACAAAGACAUCGUUUAUCGCAAGGACAUCAGCUCUGCUAAGACAGAAGGGAUCAACCAGGUCAGAAGUAUUUGGAAUAUUCUUUUUGCCAAGUCCUACAAAAGCGACUCUACCUUCUUUUUUCUAUUGGAUGGUGUUGACCAGGUAAACAAUAAUCAACUGAAAGAAUUUGUUCACCUCUUGGCAGAGCUGCAUGGUUCGUCUGUAUCCUGGCCUCGAUUCAAGCUCCGUAUUUUGCUGUCUGGUCGGGAUGAGACAAUUGCAAAAAUAAAAGGGCAUAUGGGUGAUGGGCUAUCGGUGAUAGAUGUGGCCUCUCAAAAUGGCGAGGACAUGCAAUCUUUUAUUAUCGAUCGAAUGAACAAAAUGGAAAUUAUGGGUGGUACUUCCGAUCAAGUGCUUUCCCUGCGCCGUGAGAUCUUGGAAAAUCUCACAACUCAGACUCACGGUGAUUUCGUCAAUGUCGGUCUCCUGUUGCAUGAGAUCAGCGGGAAGCAACGACCUGGCGAGAUCAGAGACAUUUUGACUCGCUCGGGUGGCAAAAGGUCCGACACCAUUGUGCGAAAGAUGGAACAGCUGAACGAGACGCUUAGCGAUGACGAUAUAUCUGACCUCAAUAUUCUGCUCACAUGGGUGGUGUUUGCCGCCCAAGAACUGUCACUAGAUGAGUUGGAAGCAGUUCUCUUCCUUAAGACUGGCGAAUCAUCUCUUCGACCUCUUGCAGAGAAGAUCACAGACCAAUAUUCCUCAAUUUUUAAGAUUAAGGGUGAACCACACCCCACAACGAAGAUUAUCCCGCCCAUCUCUCGGGUCACGCUGGUCUCCGACUCUAUAGAGCAGUUUUUGCGUACCAAGAGUGACUCUGAUGCCGCCGAAGACCCGCAAGAGCUAAACCUAACUGGCGACGUCAACGAAGUCGAGGUUAGAAUCGUCCGCCGAUUUUUGGAAUCGGUUUGUGACCCCAAAUUGUUCAACAAAUUUGGCUUCGAUGAAUUCUUCCAACGAAAGCUGAAAGGAAAGACCGCCCGGGUUGGGGUGGAUGUCGAAACUGCACAUCUCAGAAUUCUGACAACGUGUCUAGAAGUAGUUCGUUCACCGGACAGAAAAGAUUUUGCUGCCCUUAGCCGCUAUGCCUCCAUUUGUUUCCCGCUGCAUCUCAAUGAGACAGACCCUUCAUUGACACAGCCGCAACAUAAAACGGCACUUGGGCCACAGCUGGUCAGUCUGUUUACGGAUGAGAAAAUAAUGGAAGGAUGGUGGACAUCGAGCAAUCCUUGGCCACGGUUCGGUUGGAUAUACGAUGAUGAAUACGCUGAGGUUGCGUUGAAGUGGCUACAAGACUCCGCGGUAACCAAAAACCUCUCCGACGAGCAAAGUAAGUGGGUAAAGAGCUUAAGCUCCAAGUCCGAGCCCGAUGCAGAUAUCCUUGAGCAUAUCGCAAAAUAUAUAGCCCGUUGUUGGCUGCAAUUGGGUGCCUAUGAUAUUGCUGAAACAUUUGCUGCGGUCUAUGGAUAUAUCACUAAGAUCGAAAAUCGCAAAAACCCUGAGAUCAAAAGAUUCACAAAAGACCCUGAGCCCGAGGACAUUGACGCUUCCCAAAUCCUGGAUGCUGCAGAAUGGGCACGGAAGCAGCUUGGGCUAGAUAGCUUUGGUUAUGAGGAGAAUCGCAACUUGGCGCGGACACUGAGAGAGUAUGCCAAGCACCAGGAAGCCAUCGAACGUUUCAAACUCGCCUCUUCGCUUGAAAAAUACAACUGGUUCUCACAAUGGGGCCUUGCAACCUCUUAUGCCAACCAGAAAGAGUAUAGUCUCGCGAUUGAAACCUUGGAGGAUGCGAUCAAUACAGUCAGCAGCGGUGAUGUGACAGAUGAUAAGGAUACCCUACCAGAGAUGAGACGAGAUCUAGCCAAUUUUAAUCAGAAAGGUGGAAACAUCUCGCAAGCGUACGCAAUAUAUGAAAAGAUUCUGCACGAGAACCCCGACGACUACGAUACGGCUCUGGAUAUCAUGUUGAUGUUCCACGAAGACAAGAACUACAAGGGUCUUCUUGAAUUUUUGGACUCGCUUAAGAACUCCAUCGAUGAAAGUACAAAGCUCGACCGCCGCACCACGGCAUUCCAUGCGCACUACGCCAAUGACGAUUAUCAUAAGGCGAUGUUUGCGUUGGGUACUGACGGUAAAGUAUUUGAUAUUAUUCAAGAAAGCUACAAGUUGGCCAUUACGGCUGCCGAGGAGCGUCUUGCUGAGGGAAGGAAGCAGGGAAAUAUCGACGAGGAGCUCUUUGCCGGAGCUUGUCUGGCACUACUCAUGCACAAUCUCGCGCUUCUCUGUUACCAGGAAAGUGAUGACAACCCCGAGCGAAGGACAUCUGCGAUCGACCACUGGGUGCGCGUUUUAGAUAUCCAGGAAACAACCCAGGAAUCCUAUCUUGCAAUAAUGAAAGCACAUGUUCGCACGAAGCUAGCGAAUGUUUGUUUCAAGGAAGCACGCCGUGACGCGUCCACUUCAGCUUCUUACUUGGAGAAACUGGAAGAGUUGGCUGCAUUUAAUGACACUGAAGGCCACAGCGCAUGGCGAUCUGGCACUCACUCAAUGGAGCUUCUAGCAAGGUUCCACGCGCUGCAGGGGGACGAGACAAAGGCGAAAGAAGUUCUUCGCACCCAUGUCAAGCGCAGUAUCGAUAUCCUUUCAGAUGACGAUCCGCUCAAUGACUGGCAGGGAUAUCAAGGGUUGGCGAGAUUCUUCAUGUUUGCCGGACAGGAUGCCGAUUGUCUCGCCGCUUGGUCAUUGAUCGUUCCAUUUGCCGAUGCAGAGAAAAAAUCAGAUUCGUCACAACUCGGUGAAUCUCAACAGUUGAAAGGGCCCUUGUUCGAUAUAUGCGAUGGGGCCUGCGGUACUGAAUGGACAUAUGCGGAUGAUAUUUACGUCUGCAGAGAGUGCGACUAUGUGGAAUUUGACCUUGACUGUUUGAACAAGCUGCGAGAGGGAUCUCUUGAUAAUCAAGUCUGUGGCAAGGACCACCAGAUGCUCCAUGUCCCAGCUUAUGACUUGGCACGCCACCAGGAAAUCGGUGAGGGCAAUGUGCGGGUUGGAGAAGAAAUCAUUGCAGUUAUCGACUGGCUUCAGCGCAUUAAAGAACAAUGGGGGAUCGGAACAUGA